AGUUUUCUUGUUCUUCGUUAUUUAAAAAAAAAAGGAUUCGAAAUCGGAGAGAGAGGGAAAUUUCAGUGUUCUUGAAUGAUUUAGUUUAGUAAUACAGCCUUGAUUCCACGCGAUCAAUCGUUUCGAUUUCGAAUACAGAAUCCGAAGGGAUUUGGGAUUUGGAGGCCAUACGAUUUCGAUUUGUUGCCUUCAACUCUGUCUCUUUCGAUCCUUUUUCUUGUUCUUCCUUUACAAAAUCCCUUUCUACUUUUUCACUGAAAAUUUCCAUUUCUUUCCAUCAACAAAAAGAAGGGAACGCUGAGAAUCUGGAUUUGGGUUUGAAUUCUUAGGCCGAAGAUCCACCAGACAUGGCUCGCACUUGCUGUCAUGUUUCUCUUGCGUUCAUCAUCAAAUGCUUCAAUUUUCUUCAGGCUUUUGUUGGGGUUUCGAUUAUAGUUUAUUCGGCAUGGAUGCUCGAUCGCUGGAACCACCACCUCCCUGUUUCUCCUCCGCCGUCUCCUUUGCCGGCUUUGGCUCCUUCUCCGGCUUCGUUCUAUUUAAGUUCUGAAUCCGUUGCUGUUGCCGAUCGGAUCAUGCCAAUCAAUUUAGCUGCUGAUUUGACACCCGGUUUCGAUACGGAAUUAGAAAUUGAUUUGAACGCCUUCAAGCUUCCAGCUCCUUGGUUCAUCUACUCAUUCAUGGGAUUGGGCAUCUUGUUGUGUUGUAUUGCUUUAGUUGGCUGUAUUGCAGCUGAAGCAAUAAGUGGUUGCUGCCUCUGUUUCUAUAACAUGCUUAUAAUGCUAUUUAUUCUCGUUGAAGUGGCUUUGGUGGCAUUUAUUGGCAUCGAUCGCCGUUGGGAAAAGGAUCUUCCGUUGGACCCAACUGGUGAAUUGGAGGAACUUAGGCAAUUCAUUGAAGAUAACAUCGAUCUAUGCAAGUGGAUCGGUAUCACUGUGAUUUCAACCCAGGCAUUGUCUCUACUGCUAGCAAUUAUUCUGAGAUCCAUGGUUUCAACUCGUAAAACUGAGUAUGAUACAGAAGAGGAGAUUGGUGCUCGAGAUAGAACUCGGGAGCCAUUGCUUAAUCCACCAGGAAAUCAAGCUUCUGGUGCUCAUUUUGACCUUUGGGGUGCUCGAAUGAGAGAGAAGUAUGGAUUGAACAACAGUGACAGAUACAAUUCAUCGAAUCAAAUCUCGUAAACCGAAGAGAAAACUCAAGCAGUCGAAACAGAAAACCUUCCUUGCGCAGAUCAGAGGAACCUCGACGUUACCAGAUUCUCUCUUUGCUACAUCGUGUUAUUUCAACCGAAGGUCGGAACUGUUCCACUAUGUUGUGUGUGCUUUGAUUUUGGUUGGUCUUAUAGGAUAGAUUACAAUCAGCUUUGUGAAAGAACGGAAGGUCCUGGCGUGUGUGAUGAGAUGAGCAUAUCAUCGAAGUUGAGGUGUUCGAAUGAGUUCUAUUUUUCCAUUCUAAUCUUGUAAAAGUAGAUGGUUGAUGAUAACUAAACUGAGUGAGGUCUGAUCUAAUGGAUUAUUUGUAGAAACCUUCUUUAAA
Molecule: messenger RNA, 1533 nt
Organism: Cucurbita maxima (winter squash)
Lineage: Eukaryota; Viridiplantae; Streptophyta; Magnoliopsida; Cucurbitales; Cucurbitaceae
Product: tetraspanin-20-like
Exons: 6
Coding region: 348-1178 (276 amino acids)
Source: RefSeq, a predicted model, not a curated record